CGCAGUGGGUCGGGUCGCUUUCCUGGCUGCACGCGGCUGGUGGGUAGACCCUUGGGGGCGCUGCUUCAUCUGUAUUUCUCCCAAUCCCUUCCCGCCCUGGUGCUGGGGGCUAACUGCCAGCCCCCACUUUAGCCCUGCGAGGUUCUGGCCACGUGUUCGGAGAGGUGUUGUGUCCAGUGGGACCCUCCAAAGCCCUCUUGGGAUGAUUGUCGGCAUCUAUUGGUGAACUAUCCUGUUCACCAAGGAAGAAAAGGAACGUAUCCAGGUGGAAGCUAAGAAAUUAGUUCCUGACACAAAUGGGGAGCCAACCACCAACCAGGCUCAUAUAGAUACCAGCUUUCCCUUGCAGAGACCUACCUGGGACUACAGCCCAGGAGCAGAGCACCCAUGGUACACAGUUCUAGAUUUAAACGAUGCCUCUCUCAGUCUGCCUCUCACCCCAAAAAGCCAGGAAUAUUUUGCAUUUGAAUAGCACGACCCAGACAUUGGAAUAAAUGGACAGUUGACUUGGACCAGAGUCCCUCAAGGAUUCAAAAACUCUUCAAGAUCUUUACAUGAGGACUUGGGUGAGUACCGAGAACAACACCCCUAAGUUACUCAGUUGCAGUAUGUGGAUGAUCUGCUGAUAGCAGCUGCUGACAAGGAGACUUGCCUACAAGGAACAAAGGACUUAAUCAACACUCUCGGGGAACUUGGCUUUCGAGCCUCAGCUAAGAAAGCUCAAAAAUGCAUGUCAGAAGCACAAUACCUAGGCUAUAUCCUAAAAGAAGGUAAAAGAUGGUUGUCAGAUGCCCACAAGAAAAUAGUCCUGAAGAUCCGACCCCCACAAGUUGGAAGCAGGUAUGGGAAUUCCUGGGGUCGCCUGGAUACUGUAUGCUCUGGAUACCAAAUUUCGCAGAGCUUGCUAUGCCGCUUUAUGAUGCCACCAAAGAAUAGCCAUGUGACUUCUCAUGGACAGCUGAGCCUCAGCAGGCCUUUAAGGCCAUAAAAGAAGCAUUGCUGUCGGCUCCAGCCCUUGGGUUGCCUGACGUUACCAAACCGUUCCAGCUGUUUGUACAUGAAGAAAAAAAAAAGGAAUAGGAAAGGGGGUUCUCACUCAGACGCUCAGACCAUGGAGGAGACCAGUAGCCUACUUAGGCAAAAAGCUAGACUCAGUGGCAGCCAGAUGGCCCCCAUGCCCUCCGCAUCAUUGCUGCAGCAGCAUUACUGGUCAAGGAAGCUAACAGAUUGACUCUAGGGAAGGACUUGGUUGUAAUUACCCCUCAUGCCAUUGAGGGAGUGCUGAAACAGCCCCCAGACUGGUGGCUGAGCAGCACUCAUCUGACCCAUUACCAGGCACUGCUACUGAAUCCUUCUAGAGUCACCUUUUAGGUGCUGACUUCCUUGAAUCCUGCCACUCUACUGCCAGACCCAGCCCUGGAUACCCCUCUGCAUGACUGCACUGGGAUCUUAGCCCAUGUGCACAUAAUCUGGCCAGUCUCCAGGAUGUCCUCCUGACCAACACAGACGAGACUUGGUUCACGGAUGGGAGCAGUUUCAUCAGGGACAGAAAAAGGUAUGCGGGGGCGGCAGUGGUGUCAUUGACUGAGACUAUGUGGGCAGAGCCCCUCCCUCCUGGCACUUUGCCUCAGAGAACCAAGCUGAUAGCAUUGGCAGAGGCAUUAACUCUGGGAAGAGAUUUAAACCUUAACGUGUGUACUGAAAGCUGGUAUGCAUGGCACCAUCCACCGCGAACGAGGCCUAUUGACAGCUGAAGGGAAAACUAUUAAAAACAAAGAAGAGAUAUUGGCAUUAUUAAAAGCCCUCUGGCUCCCCCAAAGAUUGGCAAUCAUUCACUGUCCAGGACAUCAGAGGGGAGAAACUCCAGUCUCCAGAGUUAACAACCAAGCCAACCAAAUGGCAAAAGCAGUUGCAUUAGAGACGGAGCCCAUUCUUGCUCUGGUCAAUCCUAGGAGACCCGGUCCUCCCUAAGGAACCAGUCUUUCUCCAGAGGACAUUAAAUGGACCAGAGGAUUGCCCAUGUCUCAGUACUUAGAUGGAUGGUAGAGAUCAACCGAAGGAAACCUGAUAUUCCCUGAAAAGCUGGGAGAGAAGAUAUUAAGAAAAAUCCAUCACUCCUCCUAUAUGGGUAUCUGGAGGAUGCAAGAUUUGAUUCGACAAUCAGGAGUUAUUAUUAAAAAUGCUAAUUCUAAGAUUGAGAACAUUAUUUCCAACUGCAAGGCACGCAAAUUGACAAAAGCUGUGCCUAAUGGUAAAAAUGCAGGUCCCUGAGUGAGAGGUUAGAGACCAGAAGCCUACUGGGAAGUAGACUGCACAGAAGUGAAGCCUGGGAAAUAUGGUUACAAGUAUUUGCUAGUUUCUGUAGAUAACUCAGGAUGGACUGAAACCUUCCUGACAGAGCACCAAAUGACACGAAUUGUAGCCAAGAAGUUACUAGAAGACAUCCUUCCAAGGUAUGGUUUUCCUCAGAAGAUAGGGUCAGAUAAUGGACCAGAGUUUUGUGUCCAAGGUCCUCCACCGGAGCCUCAUCGCUAUAGACCAGGAGAUUGGGUCUACGUCAAGAGACACCGCCAGGGGUCACUGGAACCACACUGAAGGGGCCUUACGUACAUGGUGCUGCUGACAACAACCGACUGACUUGAAGAUUGGCAGCAUUGCCACCUGGAUCCACUACACCCACGCCAGACCAGCUGGCCCUUUUGAGACCAAGAAGAACUCUACCAACUGUUGGGCGACAUGGAAGGCAUCAAAGGAUCCCAAGCACCCACUCAAGCUCAGACUCACCUGGUCCUGAGACUGCUCAUUGUCCUGUUUAGGAUGAAUGUGAUUUGGAGAAAUUGCAUUUGUCGUCUGAGGCCAGGGAAGGUGCCACGCAGAUGCCAGAGCGUUGCUCCCCCGGUGGCCCCUCUGGGGUCAAGGAUUUUAACUGACCCCGCCAAAGUUUUUGAACACAACAUGUGGGACCACGUGCAGUGGUCUAAAGAAGAAGAAGACGCAGCUAGGAAGAAAGUAGAGGAAAAUUCAGCCACACGAGUGGCCCCAGAAGAGCAAGUUAAGUUUGAAAGUGAUGCUAGCAAAUACUGGGACACAUUUUACCAAACACAUAAGAAUAAGUUUUUCAAGAAUCGUAAUUGGCUCUUGAGGGAAUUUCCUGAAAUUCUUCCUGAUGAUCAAACCACUAAGGAGAAGGAGAGAGAACCAUCCUGGGAUCAAGUCAGAAGCAACCUCUCAAGAAUUCCCGGAAUGGAAAGCCACUGUGGAGAGCAUUCCAUCUCGUCAGAACCCCGGAACAAAGGAAGGUCUGACUCUGCCAAUCCAGACUUGGAAGAACACAGCAAACGGUCUGGGAAGGCAGAGCAAUUUCCCGGCAGCAAUGCCACUUUCCGAGUCCUAGAGGUUGGCUGUGGUGCUGGAAAUAGUGUUUUUCCAAUCCUGAACACCUUGCAGAACAUCCCAGGAGCCUUUCUUUAUUGCUGUGAUUUUGCCCCUGAAGCUGUGGAGCUCGUGAAGUCACAUGAAUCCUACAGUGAGGCCCACUGUUCUGCCUUCAUUCACGAUGUGUGCGAUGGCGGCUUGGCCUACCCUUUUCCAGACGGGAGCCUGGACGUCGUUCUCCUCAUCUUUGUACUCUCUUCCAUUCACCCUGACAGGAUGCAAGCCGUUGUCCGCCGACUGUCCAGGUUGCUGAAGCCUGGGGGAAUGAUAUUAUUUCGGGAUCAUGGAAGAUACGAUAAUGUUCAGCUUCGUUUUAAAAAAGGACGUUGUCUAUCUGAAAAUUUUUAUGUCCGAGGAGAUGGUACCAGAGCCUACUUCUUUACAAAAGGAGAAAUCCAUCACCUGUUCCACGAGGCUGGAUUACACGAAAAGCAAAAUCUGGUUGAUCAUCGCUUGCAAGUUAAUAGGAAAAAACAGGUGAAAAUACACCGAGUGUGGGUUCAAGGAAAAUUCCAGAAGCCAUUGCCCUGGACUCAAAGGAGCUGAAAUCAGCAUUUCCACUCUUUCUCCUGACUGAACUAUGUGUCAUGCUAAGAUAUGAAACCAGGGUGUGAUAUGGGUCAAAGGCUUCUUUUCCAAAGACAAGUAGAAGAGCUUUUGCAGCCCUGCUGGUCUGUUGUCUGUGCUCUUUGGGCAUUUUAAGUACAUGGAAGUGACUGGAAAGAAUGUUCCACCCUCCGUGUUCUCAGAACUUGAAAUAAAUGUUUGUUUGGUCUUGUUUUAUCUAA
Molecule: messenger RNA, 4223 nt
Organism: Psammomys obesus (fat sand rat)
Lineage: Eukaryota; Metazoa; Chordata; Mammalia; Rodentia; Muridae
Gene: Mettl8
Product: methyltransferase 8, methylcytidine
Exons: 13
Coding region: 2737-3981 (414 amino acids)
Molecular function (GO): tRNA (cytidine-N3)-methyltransferase activity
Source: RefSeq, a predicted model, not a curated record